Laccaria bicolor S238N-H82 is the source of this 684-nucleotide messenger RNA. RefSeq lists its product as uncharacterized. Lineage: Eukaryota; Fungi; Basidiomycota; Agaricomycetes; Agaricales; Hydnangiaceae. The record is from RefSeq and is a predicted model, not a curated record. The coding region runs from base 1 to 684 and encodes 227 amino acids. Gene Ontology annotation, cellular component: cytoplasm. The transcript has 2 exons.
AUGGAAUCUACACCGUACACACUGAUUGGCACCCCAUUCUCCACCUUCACCCGUACAGUAGCGAUGGGGUUGAGGUACAAGGGUUUGAAAUACAACCAGGUAUCUACACCACCAUCGAGUCCGGUAGCCUUUGAACAUCAUCCCUUUGGUUUCCUACCUACCCUUAUCAUUCAUGAGGACCAGGGCAAGCGCGUCGAUGUCAAGCUGCGUGAAAGCCAGGCUAUCGUCAGAUUCAUCGACAGGAUCGCACCGAGUCCAAGCUUACACAUUGCCCCUGGAGAGGGUGGGGCAGUUAUCGAGGAGAAGAUGUGGGAGUUGGUUAGUUUAGCAGCAUGUUUCGGAUAUCCUAUCGUCGAAGUCGGAGUGGUGAAGCCGCGCGUCAAAGCCAUGGAUGAAGGAAAGUUAUCUGAAGAAAAAAUCAGGCAGCAGCUUGAAAGCGGCGUCGUCAAGUUAAAGGAAUUCCUUACACUUGUUGAAUCUCUCAUGGCCCCAGACGGCUUUGCCUUUGGGGAACACCCAAGCUGGGCAGAUUUUUUUCUUUUCCCACUUAUUGCCGAUCUUCGGGCCCUUCACGAAUGGAACGUUGUCGGGAGACGGUUGAACGAGUGGAUGGGGAAGAUGGAUGAGCUUCCGGCCGUAAAAGAAACGACCCCCGGAACUUUGGCUGUCGGGGCAAGACCAUGA